Molecule: messenger RNA, 1388 nt
Organism: Quercus lobata
Lineage: Eukaryota; Viridiplantae; Streptophyta; Magnoliopsida; Fagales; Fagaceae
Product: bifunctional endo-1,4-beta-xylanase XylA-like
Exons: 1
Coding region: 14-1333 (439 amino acids)
Source: RefSeq, a predicted model, not a curated record
AUCAGCACAAAUCAUGGAUCUGAGUGGGCUCAUUAAAUUGAUUUUUUUUUUUUUCCCUUUUCUAUCUCUUAUAGGAGGGAAAGAUGGUGUGCCUUUAUGGGAAAAGAAAUUUUGCACUUCAGUUGGAAGAAUACCAUGGGGGAAGAUAGUAGAUAAUAAGAAGUAUAUACACUUUCAAGAUAAUGUGCUCAGUUGGGAUGAUUCCGCUGGUAAAGUGGCAUUUCAAAAUGCGAAGAAACGUUUUUGGGCAGAGAUCAAUGGCCUUCUCUGUGAUAUCUCUCUGCCUGAUCCAGAUAUUUAUAUUGAUGAAAUAGAUUGGAAUACUAACAUUGAUCCUGAACUGAUUAAGGAAUUGGAUGAAGAGUUGCAUAAUAUGCAACAACAAAAUAAUAACAAUCCUCGUGAAUUUUCCAAUGUGGUGGAUCUUGGAGCUCUGAAAAAAGAAGUAAGGGAGUGGAACCCAUGGGAAUCUUGGGGAAAUGGUGGGGAUAAGGCAUGGGAUGAUUUUGGGAAUAAAGGUAGGAGAUGGAACCAGCAGGAGCCAAAGAAUUUGAAUAAUGGUCACAAUACUUGGGAAAGCCAAAUUGAACAGAAUAAUGGUGCCUUAAAAGAUAGAGGGUGGGGAGAUUGUGAGGAAAAUAGAUGGGGUAGGAAUGAGUGGGAUAAUGGUGACAACCCUUGGCCAGUGAAGAAUAAAGGAUGGGGUGAUUUUGAGAAUAAAGAUUGGUGCUGGAGCCAGAGGGAGCCAAAGAAUUUGAAUAAUGAUGGCAAUACUUUGGAAAGCAGAUUUAGACAGAAUAAAGGAGCUUUUAAAGAUAGAGGAUGGAGAGAUUGUGGGGGAAAUGGAUGGGGUAGGAAUCAGGGGGAUAAUGGUGACAAUCCUUUGCCAGUGAAAAAUAAAGGAUGGGGUGAAUUUGAGAAUAACGAUUGGGGCUGGAACCAAAAGGGGCCAAAAAAUUUAAAUAGUGGCGACAAUCCUUGGGAAAGCAGAUUUAGACAGAAUAAUGGAACUUUAGAAGAUAGAGGAUGGAGAGAUUGUGCGGGAAAUGGAUUUAGUAGGAAACAGUGGGGCAAAAAUAAUAAUGAGUUAAAGCAUCGGGAAUUUACAAGAACUGAUAGGGGAACAUGGAAUGAGGGUAGCUGGACAAGGGGAGGUGGUGAAGCUAGGGGAACCUGGAAUGAGGGUAGCAGGAAGAGGAGAAGUGUUGGAGGUAAGGGAACCUGGAAUGAGGGUGGCCGUAAAAGGGGAGAAUCUCAUCUGUAUACAAUGGAUACCAAAAGCUCUAGGCCAAGACAAUGGUUAUCAAACAGGUCGUUUUUGGAGGAGAGGUGAGAAUGGGCCUUCUUGUUUUUGCUAGUAGAUUUUUCAUUUCGAAUUUUUUGGUAAU